Messenger RNA from Haplochromis burtoni (Burton's mouthbrooder), 946 nucleotides. Its product is annotated as 1-phosphatidylinositol 4,5-bisphosphate phosphodiesterase delta-4. The transcript is spliced from 5 exons. Gene Ontology annotation, biological process: intracellular signal transduction. The record is from RefSeq and is a predicted model, not a curated record. The coding region runs from base 205 to 918 and encodes 237 amino acids. Lineage: Eukaryota; Metazoa; Chordata; Actinopteri; Cichliformes; Cichlidae. Gene Ontology annotation, molecular function: calcium ion binding.
CCUAGCAUUAAGACUGCAGAAAGGGGAGGGGAGAGGCUGGGCUAGUUUUCCCUUCAGACCCUCUCAGACUUUAAAGGAGUUGAGAGCUGAGCUCAGCUGGACUCUGUGAGUUUCUCUUAUCCACCUCUGAAAGUCUGACUUCACAACCCUACUGAGGUUUCCCCUUUAGAAACACAUUUCCACUGGUAUGUGUCAAGCGUAGAGAUGGAUCCUGAAGGUUCACGUAUCCAAGAUGAUCCAUACAUUCAGGUGAUGAUGGCCGGGUCGACUCUGAGGAAAGUCAAGUCCCGCUCCUGGAAGAAGAAUCGUUAUUUUCGCCUUCUGGAGGACGGCUUGACGAUCUGGUACAAGUCCAGAUGGGCGGGGAGAGGCCACUCCACCUUUUCGGUGACUGACUUGGAAGCGGUGCGUGAAGGACAUCAGUCUGAGGUCCUGCUAAGCAUUGCAGAGGAGUUCCCUGCUGAACUCUGCUUCACCUUGGUGUUUCACGGCCGCCAGGGAAAUCUGGACCUCGUGGCCGAGUCCCCAGAUGAGGCCCAGGCCUGGAUCCAGGGUGUGCGCAUGCUGAUUCACAAAGCUCAAACAAUGGAUGAGAAGGAGAGGCUGGACCAGUGGGUCUGGGACUGGUUUCAUAAAGCUGACAAAAACAAAGACGGGAAGAUGAACUUCAAAGAAGUGAAGAAGCUGCUGAAGAUGAUGAAUGUAGAGAUGAAUGAGGACCAUGCUCUUCAUCUCUUCACGGUAAGAGAAAGGAAUCAGCGAUUAGCCCCGAGCUCUGACUUCAGCUCCCUUAAAAGUCUCGUGAAGGACUCAGAGCUUUUCUCCAGCAUUUUUAGACCUGAGAUGUUGAUGGUGAAUUUAUUAUUAGCUGCUGCAGUGUUUGGGUCAAGGAAGGGAUUAGAAAUUAAUAUAUCAUAGGUAGGGGUGCAACGAUACUCGUAUCGAU